AUGGCGUCUCACCAGCAGACCAGGAUCCAAGCCUACCUGGAGAAGAAUAAAAUCGGUCCCCUCUUCGAGGAGUUGAUGACCAAGCUGAUAACAGAGACACCUGACCAGCCAAUCCCAUUUCUAAUUGAUCAUCUUCAGUCCAAGCAGGGAAACCGUGGUCAGCUUCAGAGAACAUUGUCUGGAUCUGCUGCCCUCUGGGCAGAGAGUGAAACAUCAGAAAAUAAAGGAGCAAGAAGAGAUUUUAGAAGUUAUGAUAAGCCUUGGCAGGUAAAUGCAAAAAAGCCUAAAAAGUCAAAGAGCGACCUUGCUGUGUCCAACAUUUCUCCACCAUCACCGGAGUCCAAGUCAUUGCCAAGGUCAAUAGAGCAUCCUAAAUGGGAUUGGAAGACAAAACCGGAGAACCAUGAUUUUGAUGAACUAAAUCAUAUUCUUCAAGAGAGCAAAAAGCUUGGAAAAGCCCUUGAGAAUCUGUCUCGCAGCAUUGCUAUUUCUGAUGAACUCGAUAAGGACACAGCAGGUUUUAACACCCCCCUUCUCAGACCUCGUGUGAUUGGAGAAUGGAUUGGCCGUGAAGAGAAUGAUGCAGACCCUCUGGCUGCUGAGAUGCUGCAGCCACCAAUACCAAGAAAUAAAAAUGAGCAGUGGGACAGUGAGGAUAGCAGCAGUCCUGGAGGAAGCUUAAAAAUGGAGCCAAAGACCAAAGGAUUGAAACAUCAACAGCAGCAACAUAAGAAACUGCUGGCUGCCAUGCUUUCUCAGGACUCCUUUGAUUCUGCUCAAAGUACAGCUCCAUCUGUAACGGAAGAAGACAUUGACAAUGAAGACGAUGCAAUGGAACUACUGGAGGAUCUUGAUGAUCUCAGAAUGGAAGGAGUAACAAGUGUGGUGUCUUCUGGGAGCAAAUUCAAUCAAACUCGAAGUGCUCAUACGGCUGAGCCUCAAGCAAAGGUCACAUUGAAUAUUUGUGCAAGAUGUGCCAGAUUGCAAGGGGAUAAUUUGGCAGAAAGGCCAGAAGAUGUCUCCAUGGUAUCUCAGACAUCUGAGCCAGCAGUGUCAGACUCUGAUGCUCAAGUACCUGGGGUUGAAACACUCACAGAAGAUAUUAAUGAGUUUCAGAGUGCUUCUCAAGUGGCAGCAUCUUCUCAGACGGUUUGGACCUUGGAUGCCGUGACUGUCAGACCUGGAGGUUCCCCAAGGCAGAAACUCCUAAAGGACUCCUUAGCAGCAAAAGAACUUCAGACCAUGGAAAAACACCUAGCUGACAUUGAGAAGGACCUCGCACUGUGGGAAGAAGCAAGGCUCUCAAGAAGCCCUGGUGUCCAGCAUCCCAGUGUAGUUACAUCUGACCAUCAAGGCAAUCUUCAAGCUGCACAGGGCCAAACCCCAAGGCCUCAGGUGCCAACUCCGACAGGGAAGAACAUUCAGCUCCAAGGAAACAAAUCACCACCGCUGCCUGCUAACAGCAGAACACAAGUCUCCAGUGUCACAAACAGCAGUGCACAAACCAACAGGCCAUCAGCUCCAGGGAGCAGACCUAUGACCCCAAAUAGCUUGUUGUCACGGCCUCUUACCCCUAGCAACCAAGGAAAUAGGGAAGGCAUUAUUAGCAUGCAAAGAAGCAGAUCUUUGUCAUCUAAGAGCCAAAUGGGGAGGACCCUCAGUGCUGCUUCAGGGCUUUCUGUGCAAGUGAGUGGAGAUGUUGUUGGAACUGUCACUACUCAGAGAAACAGUUUAUCAGAAGAUGAAUUCUUACAACAGCUUCAACUUGUUCAUCAACCUUGGAUAUUGCCGAGUGACACAGAAAGUGAAGUGGAAGCUGACCAAGACAAAUGUUAGUGAAAUCAGUGGGAUUAUUGAAGAACAAUUUAAUAAAAACAAAAUUAUGGUGAUCAAAACUACACCUGAAAAUUUGCAUUAGUUUAUACAUAAAAAAAAAUUAAAUAAAGUUAUUUUUCUAGUAUCAGCA
Messenger RNA from Poecile atricapillus (Black-capped chickadee), 1966 nucleotides. RefSeq names its product chromosome 2 C8orf34 homolog (gene C2H8orf34). The transcript has 14 exons. The coding region runs from base 1 to 1836 and encodes 611 amino acids. Lineage: Eukaryota; Metazoa; Chordata; Aves; Passeriformes; Paridae. The record is from RefSeq and is a predicted model, not a curated record.